This is a messenger RNA of Blepharisma stoltei, 1733 nucleotides long. The record is from the annotation of a GenBank genome assembly. Lineage: Eukaryota; Ciliophora; Heterotrichea; Heterotrichida; Blepharismidae.
AUGAAAUAUGUGAUGGACCUUAUAAAUAAUAAGGGAAAACAGCAUAAACCAGAGAACGAUCAAUGGAUUAUAAUGCCAUAUAGAAUCAAUACUCUCCAUCUUUAUUCUUACUUCAACCAUCCAAAUCAGCUCAAAUUAGCACUUGAAGGAGGAGGCUCACUAUUCAAUACCAAUUUCGGUGAAAAUGCUCUAUCUUUUGCUAUUAGAUUAGAUUAGAUUGUGUAGCGCAUUUAAGGUCCUUACUUCGUGAGCUUCAUGCUGCGAUGCUACCUGAAGAGUGGCUGGAACGUAGCGCCUUGAGUCCGGGCCGAAAACCCAGUUUCUCGGUAGAGGUGAGGUCAUGCGUCAAUUAGGCAUUGUUGAUAGCCUCCAUUUCCAACCCAACGCGUUGCCUGAGAUUUAUCGCGAUCUUUGCCCUUCUCAAUGCCAGAACCGCUUUUUGAGAACGCAUUUUAAACUAGAGAGACCACCCUGUUGGUCUAACUCGCCUUCCCUUUUAGCAGGUCAUCGUUGAAAAAAAAUAUUCAACCGCUUGCGCAAUUCGGGUGAGCCACUAUAGCAAAUUUGUUAGGUAAGUCGCCCUGCCCCAUUUCGGGCGCCCACUGGCCUGAGUGCUGCUAGCAAAAAGAAGUCUCAAGUAACUACCCAAGGAUCAAGUCACAAAAAACAGUGGCUCUUGCGCUUAGCCCCCUGGCCUCGAGAAUCCUUAUAUUGCUGGGCCAGCCUGGGACUCCAAAAACAAUCCCCAGAUAUACACGUGUUACCAUCAUUGAGAUGACGGGUCGGACGUCAUCCACAUUUUAUAUAUAUUAUCUUUUGCUAUUAAAAAGCAGUUUUCAGGCUGUGUGAGCGCAAUAGUGUCCUCUUUUGGAAAACUUUUAAAAGGAAAUUCUAAUGCCCUUAACUUUAUAUCUGAAGAUUGCAUUAUUGGGCUUAAUAUGCUUGGCUAUCCUUCUUUAACCAAGUUUUAUAAGCUAAUCUAUACUCCUUAUACAGGAAAAUUCGUCAAAUUUGUUGACGAAUCAUUGCAAACCCCUAUUUAUUAUCACUCAAAAGAAAUUUAUCCAUUAGAAUCAAACUUUCUGCAGCAAGGACAAAAAAGAACUGAAGGCAAACCUGUGACAUGUAUGCUUACUUCUUUGCCGCUUCCAUUAACUAAUGGCUCUAAAGCGAGCACUGAUUUCUUAGACAGUCUUGAAGAGUGCCCGAAUUCCGCUAUUUUUACGACUAAGCUUAUACAAGAUAUAUUAGAUCAUAAGUGGGAAAACCUUAAAUGGGCUAUGUACUGGCAAGCUAUCAUAUAUACCAUCUAUAUGGUUUUGUUGUCGGUUUAUCUGCUAUAUUUUAUAGGGGAACCGUUGCCUUUGAUAAUUAUUUUUUAUUUUCAGCAUUCUGCUGUCUGCCUACGAAGUAUUUCAGCUUGUCACAUCACCUUCAGAGUAUAUAGAGGAUAUCUGGAAUUAUAUAGAUGCGAUUAGAACUAUAUUGACUAUAGUCUACUCAUGCCUUAAUUGGGUAGGAGAAGAGCAUUAUACUAGAUUAAGUAUAGCUCAUACACCUUAAUAGAUCUCUAUACCCCAGCAGAAUACCGACCAGAAAAAAUAUGAUGCAGGACACCUACUUUAUACUUUUUAGGAACGCUGAGAAUAGCCGUGUGCCUCCCAUAUGCAAGAUUAUGACUCUCGCUGUUGAUGGUUUUGAAUUCUUAUGAUAAUAAAUGAGCUCAGAAAUAG